AUGGAGCAAUUACUUUCUGCUCAAUUGCAAAUCCAUGGGCGCAUCGCCCGUACGAUGGAAAAUCUCAAGAAGGCGGGAGCCGCCAAUAUCGGCGUGACCAUGGUGCAGUCUUCCCUCUCACUUCUUGAGUCCAAGUGGAAGAGUGCUGAGGAACAACACUACGAAUUAGUGAAGUCAUUCGGUAAAGCACUCGAGAAUCACGAAUAUUUUACCAACGAUUUCUUAAGCGAAAUCGAAACCGUAUACAUUCAGCAGCGUGCGCAGUUGCUGAAUCUAGAAAGGACCUUGAGUGUGGCUGCCUCUGACACGGAAGUCAAGCCCGCUAAUUCCGACAUGAUUUCUCUGCGAAACACGCUGCCUCGGAUUCCUCUGCCUCAGUUUUCCGGGAAGUUCGAGGAUUGGCCGGCCUAUCGUGACCUUUUUGAGUCGCUCGUCAUCACGGAACCGUCACUGUCGAACAUAAAGCGGUUUCAAUACUUAAAGAGCAGUGUGAAAGGUGACGCAGAGCAACUCAUAAUAAGUUUCCCUACCACGUCGGAGAAUUUCGAUCGCGCAUGGACGACCUUGACUCAUCAUUACGAAAAUAAACGGUUACUUCUGCGUUCAUAUCUCUCGGCUUUCACAUCGCUCGGAAGGAUGAAGCACGAUUCUGUCGCUGACCUUCGUCGAAUCUUCAAUCGGAUGAUAACUACUGUCGGAGCGCUGGAAGGAAUCGGACGUCCUAUCACCAAUUGCACGGACCUUUUCGUGCACCUCAUCGUCGAGCUUCUUGACUAUCGAACUAAACAAGAGUGGGAAAAACUGUUUACGAAAAAAUCAGACCCACCUUCCUAUGAGCAGCUGCGUGACUUCCUCGAGGAUCAGGUGCUGAAGCAAGGUGUGCUCCGUCCCAAGGCCUCACAAGGCUCUUCCGGGAAGUCCUCGGAGAAGAUCACUGGUUCGUUGCGUACUCAGCAGCAGCCUAAGCGUGGAGCGGAGUCCAGCCGGAAUUGCCCUAUCUGCAAUCUGGAACACUAUAUUAUGAUUUGUGAGCACUAUAAGUCACGAACACCGCAAGAGCGUAAGGAAAUUGUGAAUACUCAUCGCCUGUGCAUGAACUGUCUAGGACGUCACAAACUCACGGAGUGCCCGUCAACGAAGCACUGCGGUAAGUGUACAGCUCGGCAUCACACGACGUUGCAUGAGCCGUUUGUCGAUGCCACUACAAUUUCCGCUGUUGCUAUCCACGUGGCAGAUCGGCCGACGAUUGAGUGCACACCUGUGUUGCUCGCGACCGCGCGCGUUCUAGUGACCGAUAGUAGUGGUGCUCUGCAAACAGUUCGAGCAUUAGUUGAUCCCGGGUCGGAAACGUGCCUCGUGGCGGAGUCCUUGGCGCAGCGGCUGCGUCUGCCUCGCACACCAACAGCAGUGGCGAUCUACGGUGUCGGCGGCCAGCAGACCGGUGUUUUGCGAGCACGAGUCUCUCUUUCGCUCACGUCGCGUGUCACUGCCGUAUCCAUGAAGAUCUCCGCUCUCGUCUUCCCGCGUAUCACGGACUACGGUGGUGUUGCUGAUCGACGCAGCUGUGCAUGGGCUCACUUACAGGGCCUUGAACUUGCAGAUCCUGAGUUUUACAAUCAGGAUCCUGUAGAACUUUUACUGGGCGCAGACGUGUACGCCUACAUCGCGUUGUCCGGCAUACGGAAGGGCGGUUCAUUUGAGCCCAUCGCUCAAAACACUCAGCUCGGCUGGGUUCUAUUGGGCGCCGCAGGUGUUAGCAACGCUUGUUCAAUCGGCUCGGUCACUUCCUUGUGCUGCUCACCGGCGGACGAGCUGAACUCCCUGGUGCGUCGGUUUUGGGAGCAAGAAGAGUUGCCGCAAGCGUCGGCACCGUGGUCUCUCGAGGAUCCCGAGUGUAAAGAACACUUCCAGCAAACACACACACGAGACUCCACUGGUCGUUAUCAAGUGCGCCUUCCAGUGCGAUCAAGCUUAGUUGAUCUUUCGGCCACUCGUCGCAUGGCCGUAAGAAUGCUCGCCGUGAUGGAACGUCGCUUUAUCCGCGAACCGACAUUCCGCGAUCGCUAUUGCAACUUCAUGCGCGAGUAUCUGUCGCUCGGUCACAUGUCCUUCGCCGUGCCAUUGCCGUCGGACGAAGUGCGAGUGUGUUUUCUACCGCAUCAUGGUGUGCUCAAGGGAACAGGUAGCGUGGAGAAGAUCCGGGUCGUCUUCAACGGAUCGGCGAAGAUCCUUGAAGGGAACUCCUUGAAUGACAGUCUACUGCCCGGGCCAAAUCUAUUACCUGCUUUGCUUUCGGACGUGAUUUCUCGCUGGCGGUGUCAUCGUUUCGUUGUCUCCACUGACAUCGAGAAGAUGUACCGCCAAAUCAGGGUACAUCCAGAAGACCGCAACUUACAGCGGAUUCUAUGGACAGAAAAUGGACAGCCAUUAGAGUUCCGUCUGAACACCGUUACGUAUGGUCUUGCCUGCACUCCAUACCUGGCGAUUCGAGUGCUGCGACAGCUGGCUGACGACGAUGGAAAGGAGUUCCCCUUGGCUGCGGAGGCACUGAGGCGAGACACCUACGUGGACGACAUCCUUUCUGGAGCUGCGUCGUUGACGGAGGCAAGGACGCUGACGGAUCAGCUGGUGAAGCUCUGCAUGGCGGGCGGAUUCCCGCUGAGAAAGUGGUCCGCCAACCACCCUACCUUGAUCCAGGAUAUUCCUACAGAGUAUCAUAGCAGGAAGCCUUCCAACAAUUUUGUUGCCUCCUGA
Molecule: messenger RNA, 2754 nt
Organism: Cyphomyrmex costatus
Lineage: Eukaryota; Metazoa; Arthropoda; Insecta; Hymenoptera; Formicidae
Exons: 1
Coding region: 1-2754 (917 amino acids)
Biological process (GO): proteolysis
Molecular function (GO): aspartic-type endopeptidase activity
Source: RefSeq, a predicted model, not a curated record